AUCCUCCAUCAUCACUGGCAGCGCUGGUCGUGGCGAGCGACAGGUGCAACGAAAAUUCCCAGCAUCAGGAAGUAAAGAGGAGAUAAUUCAGAGUGUUCAGCUGGGAUGGCCUUUGCUGCCAGAGAGGGAUUCAGGAGAUGACAUGACGUGUCUGGCCAGCAGCUGUGACUCCAGCGUCUCCUUGCACAGCAACAGUAGAGUCUGCUGACCUCGCUCUCCUCUCCUCUCCUCUCGCCUCGCCUGGCUUCUGCUCGGCUCGGCUCGGCCAUUCACCCAGCAACAACAGCCUUCCACUCCCGUCGCCAUGGAGCUGGUGGUUGCUAAGAUCCUGUGCCUGCUGGGCGUGUUUGCGCUGAUGCUCGGGGGCAUUCUGCUGCCGGUGCGCGUGCUGAAGGCUGACAGCGAGAAGGCGCAGCGCUACCGCAAGGCCAUGGCCGUCAGCAACUCCUUCGGUGGCGGAGUCUUCCUCGCCACCUGCUUCAAUGCACUGCUGCCGGCCGUCAGAGAGAAGGUGGCUGAUGUUCUGAAGAUGGUUAAGAUCAGCACGGACUACCCCCUGGCGGAGACCAUGAUGAUGCUGGGCUUCUUCCUGACGGUCUUCGUAGAGCAGGCCGUGCUCACCUUCCGCAAGGAGCGGCCAUCUUUCAUCGACCUGGAGACCUUCAACGCGGGCGGCGGCGGCUCCGAGGCCGGCAGCGACUCUGAGUACGACACCCCGUUCAUCGCCCCUCCGCGCGGUGGCGGUGGCUCCUCGGGUGGAGGUCAUGGAGGCCACGGCCACAGCCACUUCAGCCCGGCGGAGCUGGCGCGCGCGGGCCCCCUGCGGCUGGCCAGUCUUGUGCUGGCGCUGUCGGCCCACUCUGUGUUCGAGGGCCUGGCCCUGGGCCUCCAGGAGGACGGCGCCAAGCUGGGCAGCCUGUUUGUGGGCGUGGCCAUCCACGAGGCGCUGGCGGCGGUGGCGCUGGGCUUCAGCGUGGCCAAGGCGGGGCUGGCGAUGCGCGAUGCCUCCAAGCUGGGCGUCACGGUGAGUCUGAUGAUCCCGCUGGGCAUCGUGGUUGGCAUGGGCAUCCAGACGUCCCAGAGCCUGGCGGGCAGCGUGGUGUCGGUGGUGCUGCAGGGCUUGGCGGCGGGAACCUUCCUCUUCAUCACCUUCCUGGAGAUCCUGGCGCGCGAGCUGGAGGACAAGCACGACAGACUGCUCAAGGUGGCCUUCCUCAUACUGGGCUAUGGCAUACUGGCCGGACUGGUCUUUAUCAAGUGGUGAGGAGGAGGAGGAGGAGAGAGACACACACACACACCUGAAGACUCAGCCUCAUACACACACACACACACACACACACACACACACACACACACACACACACACACACACACACUCGCAGGUGCUAUUCCUCAUACUGGGGUACGGCAUACUGGCAGGACUGGUGUUCAUCAAGUGGUGAUGUGGAGUAGGAGAGACACACACACACACACACACACACACACACAGCUGUUCCGUGUGUCCACCAGCACAACCAAAGGGAACCCUUACUUGACUGUACUGUAAGCCAAGGACAGGAGUGUUGAGACGUCAUACUGUACGACCUUCUGUACCUGCUCUACCUGCCAUGAGGUCCGAAUAAUACUUUUUUACGUAACAUUACAAUUUGUUGACGCUUUUUUUUUCUAAAUCCAAAGCGAAUUACAGUUUUGUUAUGUACAGGGUGUUGGUUACAGCCCCUGUAGCAAUUGUGGGGUUGGGUGCCUUGCUCAAGGGCACUUCAGCCAUGGAGUGAGAUGGGGAGUAGGAAGGGUGGGAUUUGAACCUGCAACCCUCGGAUCUACGUAAAGCCCAUCUCCGUAAUCUCUAGGCCACGGCUGCCCCGUUCUCAUGAAGGAAGCCACGGAUAUGACUCUCACCCGGCCCUCUUCUCUCUCUCCUCUGUGUCUUCUUUCUUAUAUUCUGGUCAAUUUAUUGACACACUUUUAAAACACUGGAUCCUGGAAGAAGAUGGCUUAGCAAAACACUUUGUAGGUUUACAUACUAAAUGGGGGAACACUACAUAAAAUAUUCAUGCAUUGAUGUGUCAGCCUGUGAAGAAGUUCUAAAGUGAAAGUGUUUUCAGCGCAUACUCUACUGUAGAGUAAAGUUAUAAUAGCCAUCUCCUAGCGUACUGUGUACUGUUACUGAUGUAUAUAUUAUUUACCUUAUUAAGAUUUCUUAUGGAAGAGUUGUGAUACUAUAUACACACCAUUGUUCUGUCAGCUGAAAAUGUGGUUAUUAUUAGUGCUUAGACAGCAUAUGCUUCAGAUGGCUUGUCCCUGUUAACAGCAUAGGACACUGAAUUAAGGCAGCAUUUUACCCAUUGAUGCCUGAUGUUGCGCUGCGCAACAUUGGCCCUGGCGCCUGGAGCUGCAUCAUGCAACAUUCAGACUCAUGAGAUUUGAGACAACUUUAUUAAAAAUCUCUGUUUGUUUGAGAUGAAUGAACAUAUUCGAAUGAAAGAUGAGGGUCUUAGUGUUUAAGUGCAACCUAAGUGCAUAUUUUUGUAUGCUUCAGAAGCUGAGAUAUUUAGGUUUUUAUAGGCUGAGGGCAGCUUUUCUUAAAAAGGGCUCAGGCAUUCAGCACCCUUUUUCAGGUGCCUUAGGCAUCAAUGGGUUAAACUAUCUGCCGUUAGGGGUGUAAAUAACAGCCUCCAUGACGAUACGAUUCAAUAUCAAUUUCUUUUCUUCUUUUUUCCAAUUACUUUUCCACUUCUAUUAUGUUGCACAAUUUACCACAAGGGCAUUGGGUAGGGGCCAGCGAUUCGAUAAUUUUCUAUACUUCAGAAUGCCCCAUGAUACGAUCCGUUUACAUUCGGCCGUAAGAUCGAUGCAUCGAUACAUAUUAGAUUAUUUAUUUACACCCCUAUCUGCUCUGCUGAGACAGCCUUUGGGAAAUGUUACCAGACCCAUGCAAGUCCAUGGGUAACUUUUGUCAUAUCAAUGUUUUUGCCUGUUGUGAUAUCUGGGGUGCAUUUCUGGAAAGUGUAGUUGUUAGCAGUUAGCAGUUUCGGUAGUUGCCAAUGGGAAAUUGCACUGCAACCAACAAAGUAGUUAGCAAGUACGCUUUCCAGAAAUGCACCCCAGGCUGGAAGGAUGUACGCUCUCCAGAAAUGCACCCCAGACUGGAAGGAUGUAAUCCAGUCAUAAUACUUCAUAGGAAGUUUUAAAGUCAACAACACUGUAAAACCCUCCUAAUGUGUACUUGUCAAAUAUUUGCGUUGAUUUCUUGAAACCACUCGAGUGUGCUGUGCUCUGUGCCAUAUGCGUGAUGGAGUUUAUGCACGGCCAUAUGAGCACUCACUUACAUAAUGCCACAGACAGAUGAAGACACAGCCUGUCUGAUUAAGAUUCCUUACUUACAUAAUCUCUUUCUCUCUCACACACACACACGCACACGCACACACGCACGCACACACACACACAGGGCCGCCAACAGGGGGGGACAACGGGGUAUGUUGUCCCGGGCCAAGGGAGAUAGGGGGCCCAGAAUUGGGUCUCCAUUACAUUGUAUGUAUUGGGUAGGGGGCCCUUUCAGAUGACUUUGCCCCGGGCCCAGCAAAACCUGUCAGCGGCCCUGCACACACACACAAGUGUGUGUGCCAGGCAGCAGUUUUUAAUUACUUCUCCUCCUUGGCUUAAAAAUCCCUCAGCCAUUCCUUCAAACAAAUGCUGCAGCAAAAAAAAAAAAAACGUUUCAUACAAGUGACCACAAAUCAUUGUCAGUUUUAAGCACUGUUUGAUGUGCUUUCUUUUUGGUUAUGCUGCGUUUGAUGUCUUGCUUUGUUCAGCUGUCAUUUCUGCCUUAGCUGUGUGCCAUGUAUUGUUAUUAUACAUACAGUAUAUUCAUGGCAUGUGUUGUUGCAUAUGUCAUGUCUCGUGCUGUUGUGCCGUCUGUUGCUUUAGUGCUGUGUUGUCAGUUUUGUUCUGCUUCAUUUAUCCUCAUCAGGUGAUGCGAUGUUUUGAUCUACUGUUGCCAGCCCAUAGAUCCCCAUCGUGAACUCAGAAAUGUUGAGUACACCGAAGUUUUUUUUUUUAGAAAUAUGUAAUACUGUGUAGGUCCCCAGUAUGUAGAUAUACUUAGGGCUGUGCAAUAUAUUGAAAUUAUAUUAAUAUGGCUGUCAAACAAUGUCAAAUUUCAUAGUAUCGAUUUGAAGCAAUAUUUUUGUAAUUUGCCUGUUCUGCCAAAAGUUAGGUUGAGCCAUUGUGAGCACAGAGCAGACUUGCUGCCCAACACUCAUGCAGAACACCACUGUGUGUUUCUCUAUGGUCCUCCACUCACACUGCUGACGGGUAGGAAGAUUGUGAAUUGUUUAGCACAAUUAUUUGUCUUCAAAAGAAAUGUUAAUUUUCUCAUUAUCGAGCAGCCCUAGAUAUACUUAGACAAGUUAGCAUCCGCCAGUUUCUAUAUACUUGGGACCCAUAUUACACAUUUGUUUUACAAAACUUUGGUGUACUCAACAUUCGCGGGUUUACAAUCCUGGCAACCAGACUAUUUAGUUGCCCACCCCGGCUCAGUCCCGCUGCCUGUACUAUGCUGAGUUGUGAAAUGGCUUAAGAUGUCAUUCAUUCCUUUUUGUCUUUAAAAGGCCACUUAACUGUUUUUCUUUGUAGUUUUAUUUAACGACUAUGAAAAAAAUCAACCAAAUGCGUAUGUUAACGUUCCAAGAAUGUAAUUUGAUUGAUAUUUUGUUUCUGUUUUAUUUAAAAGUCCUCUUUUUUAUCUUGUCAUGGGGUCUCAAAUAAAGUGUUGAAUAUUUUAAUUAUCAUGUUUAUUAUAUACAUAAUAAAAUAUGAAUUAUAUCAUAUCA
Messenger RNA from Engraulis encrasicolus (European anchovy), 4832 nucleotides. Its product is annotated as zinc transporter ZIP3-like. Bases 305 to 1264 code for a protein of 319 amino acids. The transcript is spliced from 4 exons. Gene Ontology annotation, molecular function: zinc ion transmembrane transporter activity. Gene Ontology annotation, biological process: zinc ion transmembrane transport. Gene Ontology annotation, cellular component: plasma membrane. NCBI's taxonomy places the organism in Eukaryota, Metazoa, Chordata, Actinopteri, Clupeiformes, Engraulidae. The record is from RefSeq and is a predicted model, not a curated record.